GUGACCGUUGAGUAGAAGCCUCACAGGGGUCAAGUUAACCUGGGACAGCCACCGGGUACACUGUAGCUAGCAACACGCUCCAAGCUAUCACGUUAUGUAUUGAUCACAGCGACGAGGGACAGCUCAAAGGUCGAGAGAGAGGGAGCAGGUUCCUUGCACCUGCCAGCACGUAAGGUUCACUUGAACACCUUAGAACCUCCUAGACUAGCUUCAUCUUAGUCCGGAGCACCAGACCUGAUGAGGGGAUUCUUGCUGGCGGUGCUGCAGGCGGUGCUGCCGGUGAUGCUGCUUCCCGCCACCGCCGCCCUCCCAGCGCCGCCGGCCAGCGCGGCGCCGCCCUCAACCACGCUGGUAGGGCAGGCGCAGGAGGCCGCAGAGAUGGGUACCUACCCAGUGGGUAUGUACCCAGGGCCCUCCACCGUGUUCUCACAGCAGAACAACACGGAGCUGAGGUCCCAGGUGGGAACCACGGCUGUUCUUCACUGCUACGCUCACAACGUUGGCGAGAACACGGUGUCGUGGAUCAGGCGUCGUGACUACCACCUACUCACCGUGGGCUCCCAAACCUACAGCAGUGAUGACAGGUUUCAGGUCCGCUACAUCAAGCACGAGAAUGACUGGCAGCUGCACAUCCGCUACGUACAGGUGCGGGACGAGGGUGUCUACGAGUGCCAGGUCUCCUCACAUCCUCCCGUCAGUCUCCUGGCUACACUACACGUCUUACAGGCGACGUCAGAGAUCCUGGGAGGACCUGAGAAGUACAUGACGGUGGGCAGCUCGCUGAGGCUGGUGUGUGUGCUCAGGGACAACACUCAGCCGCCCACCUACGUCUUCUGGUACCACGACCAGCACAUGAUCAACUACCAUGCUACCAGGGAGGUGCGUGUGGAAAAUAACGGUGGACUCAGCGUGUUAUUCCUGAGUAACGUCAGACCGGCAGACUCUGGUAACUACUCCUGUGCCCCAUCCAACGCUCGACCAGCACAUAUCUACAUCCAUGUGCUCAAAGGAGGAGAGACACCAGCGGCUAUACACUCUGGAGGCAGCAGCGGCACCUGCCUUAUGUUGCUGCCUCUACUGCUGUACCUCGCUCUCUGCCUCGCCUCCACCUGCCUCAUCUCACCCUCCUGCUGUGCAAUGGACUCAGGGGUGAAGGUGCCCCGAUCUAUCCCGGGAGGCGAGAUGGACAUGGGUCAUAACUGUGCCCCAUCCAGGCACGGCAUGGGAGUGCCACCCAUGACUGUGAUGUACGUCGCUGCUCGCAACCAACAUUUUUCUCAACGUAAAUCUACGUCACUCCCAGGACUCUCUGACGCUGCUGUCUUCUGCUGCCAUGUACGUUAUUACGGUUGCCAGCUGGAGAAGUACUCAAGGAGGAGACUGGGAGGCUGCAGUAUGGCGUGACUAGUGAUGUGACACCAUAAUUAACCUCCCAUGAACAACAGUGAUGUGACACCAUAAUUAACCUCCCAUGAACAACAGUGAUGUGACACCAUAAUUAACCUCCCUUGAACAACAGUGAUGUGACACCAUAAUUAACCUCCCAUGAACAACAGUGGUGUGACACCAUAAUAACACCUCCCAUGAACAACAAUGGUGUGACACCAUAAUAACACCUCCCAUGAACAACAAUGGUGUGACAACAUAACACCUUCCAUGGACAACAGUGGUGUAGCAGCAUAAUAACACCUCCCUUGAACAACAAUGGUGUGACAACAUAACACCUUCCAUGGACAACAGUGGUGUAGCAGCAUAAUAACACCUCCCUUGAACAACAAUGGUGUGACACCAUAACACCUUCCAUGGACAAGAGUGGUGUAGCAGCAUAAUAACACCUUCCAUGGACAACAGUGGUGCGACACCGUUAUAACACACCCGACGCUCCACCACCUCCCAUGGACAACAGAAUGGUGUUAGCACCAUAACAGAAUUUUCACAACCUCCCAUGGACACUAGUGUCGUAACACCAUAGUAACAGAGCAGAACUUUCAAGGGCAGGGCCAUAGAAAAAUAAAAAAAACCUAAUUAACCCAUCUUUAUGAUGUAUUAAGCAUCAAGGAAAUGGUCCGUGAAAUUUUUGCUGUAAAUUUCACGAAGUUUGGUCAAACAGCGACUCUGGCAGACAAAAAAUAAUUACAUUGGGACUUUAUGGAAGCUUCCAGAUUGGAAAUAUCGUGAAAAAGAAACCCAGUUGGCGUCCGGACUUGCGCAUGUGUCAACUGUGGCCGUUGAAAAGUAAUGAAAUAUUUCUCAAAGAAAAAACUAUAAAAAUGAGACUGAUAUUAUUUCGAUAUUCAUUUACAGAACCAUCUUCUCUCAACAUCACAUCCUGAAGAUUCAAAAAUAUUGCUCUAUUGAUUUUUUUCAUGAUAUCGCAAUAAAAGAGCUACUGUAGCUCUAUCUGCAAGAGCGCAAGAUAGCGCGCUGGAAAGAGUGCUGUUCCUGGCUUCCAGGACUAGGUACAUACAGUGCUUGACAGCGCGUUGUUACUGCUGCUGAGGCAAAGUGCUCAUGGCUGCCAAUAUGAGGUAGUGUUUGAGAGAGUGUUACUGGCUUCCGGGGCGAGGUAAAGUGCUCAAGAGAGUGUUCCUGGUUGCCAAGGUUAGCACUUAGGAGGAUGUUCUUGAAUGUUCCUCGACGCUUGAGUGUUUCUUGCUGCGUGUGCGAGGUACAGCACCUGAAAGGGUGUUCCUGGCUGCUUGAUUGUGUGUUCCUGGCUGCUUGAGUGUUUCUGUUUGCUUGAGUGUGUGUGCCUGACUGUUGAGAAUGUUCUUGCUUGAGUGUUUUUGACUGGUUGAAAGUGUUCCUGGCUGCAUGAGUGCUCCUGCCUGUUUGAGAGUGUUCCUGACUGAAUGUGUGUGUUCCUGGUUGUUUGAAUGUUCCUGACUGCUUGAGAAUGUUCUUGUGUUCCUGACUGAAAGUGUUCGUGGCUGCAUGAGUGUUCAUGCCUGUUUGAGUGUGUUCCUGACUAUCUGAAUGUGUGUGCUCCUGGUUGCUUGAGUGUUCCUGGCUGCUUGUGUGUUCUUGGCCGCUUGAGAGUGUUCUUGGCUGCUUGAGUGUGUUCCUGGUUGGUUGAGUGUGUUCUGGUUGGUUGAGUGUGUUCUGGUUGCUUGAGUGUGUUCCUGGUUGCUUGAGAGUGUUCCUGGUUGCUUGAAUGUUCCUGGUUGCUUGAGUGUUCCUGGUUGCUGGAGAGUGUUCCUGGUUGCUGGAGAGUGUUCCUGGUUGCUUCAGAGUGUUUCUGAUUGCUUGAGAGUGUUCCUGGUUGCUUCAGAGUGUUCCUGGUUGCUUGAGAGUGUUGUUGGAGUGUUCCUGGUUGCUUGAGUGUGUUUCUGGUCGCUUGAGUGUGUUUCUGGUUGCCUGAGAGUGUUCCUGGUUGCUUGAGUGUGUUCCUGGUUGCUUGAGUGUGUUCCUGGUUGCCUGAGUGUGUUCCUAGUUGCCUGAGUGUGUUCCUGGUUGCCUGAGUGUGUUCCUUGUUGCCUGAGUGUGUUCCUGGUUGCUUGAGUGUGUUCCUGGUUGCUUGAGUGUGUUCCUGGUUGCUUGAGUGUGUUCCUGGUUGCUUGAGUGUGUUCCUGGUUGCUUGAGUGUGUUCCUGGUUGCUUGAGUGUGUUCCUGGUUGCUUGAGUGUGUUCCUGGUUGCUUGAGUGUGUUCCUGGUUGCCUGAGUGUGUUCCUGGUUGCUGAGUGUGUUCCUGGUUGCCUGAGUGUGUUCCUGGUUGCCUGAGUGUGUUCCUGGUUGCCUGAGUGUGUUCCUGGUUGCCUGAGUGUGUUCCUGGUUGCUUGAGUGUGUUCCUGGUUGCUUGAGUGUGUUCCUGGUUGCUUGAGAGUGUUCCUGGUUGCUUGAGUGUGUUCCUGGUUGCUUGAGAGUGUUCC
Messenger RNA from Cherax quadricarinatus, 3869 nucleotides. NCBI's taxonomy places the organism in Eukaryota, Metazoa, Arthropoda, Malacostraca, Decapoda, Parastacidae. The record is from RefSeq and is a predicted model, not a curated record.